CUGGGCAUCGUCGGUUUUGGCCGCAUCGGCCAGGUCGUGUGCCGGAAGGCGCUGGCCUUUGGCUUCGAGAUCCUGGCCUGCGACCCGUUCGUGCCCGCCGAAACAGCGACGAAGCUCGGCGGCAAAAUGGUGGAUAUGCCAACGCUGUUGAAGGAAUCCGACUUCGUGACCCUGCACUCGCCGCUGAUCCCCGAGACGAGAAACAUGAUCGGCGCGGCCGAACUCGCCUCAUGA
Molecule: messenger RNA, 234 nt
Organism: Geodia barretti
Lineage: Eukaryota; Metazoa; Porifera; Demospongiae; Tetractinellida; Geodiidae
Source: the annotation of a GenBank genome assembly